Molecule: messenger RNA, 1693 nt
Organism: Medicago truncatula (barrel medic)
Lineage: Eukaryota; Viridiplantae; Streptophyta; Magnoliopsida; Fabales; Fabaceae
Product: protein indeterminate-domain 12
Exons: 3
Coding region: 192-1532 (446 amino acids)
Cellular component (GO): nucleus
Molecular function (GO): DNA-binding transcription factor activity
Source: RefSeq, a predicted model, not a curated record
UGUGUAUCCAAGUCUCAUUCUUGGCUCUCAAAAAGUAGCUAUCAGGAGUAAUAAAUACACACAUAGCCAUAUUUUGAAUCAAACAAAAACAAUAGAAUAUCGUAUCUUUGCUACUACCUAGCUUUUUUCUCUUCUCUUUUUUCCUCUCCUCUUCAACUUGUAGUGCUGUUUUUCUUUCUUCAAAGCCAAAUAUGUUCCCUGCACUAAUGUCCAAUUCCACUUCUUUCUCAGAAGAAACAAAUGUCUCUUCUGCUAGAUUAAACCACUUAGUUUCAACCUUAAAUUCCUCACAACAGCCUCAAAAGACCAAGAAAAAAAGAAGCCUCCCUGGUAACCCAGAUCCUGAUGCUGAAGUGAUAGCUUUAUCACCAAAGACACUAUUAACAACAAAUAGAUUUGUGUGUGAGAUCUGCAACAAGGGUUUUCAAAGAGAUCAAAACCUACAGCUACAUAGGAGAGGACAUAACCUACCAUGGAAGUUGAAGCAAAGGAACAACAAAGAUGUUAUUAAAAAGAGAGCUUAUGUUUGUCCAGAGCCUUCAUGUGUUCAUCAUAACCCUUCAAGGGCUCUUGGAGAUCUUACAGGAAUUAAGAAACAUUAUAGUAGAAAACAUGGUGAGAAAAAAUGGAAAUGUGAUAAGUGCUCAAAGAUCUAUGCUGUUCAUUCUGAUUGGAAAGCUCACUCUAAAACCUGUGGUACUCGAGAAUAUAAAUGUGAUUGUGGUACCCUUUUUUCCAGGAAGGAUAGCUUCAUAACUCAUAGAGCAUUUUGUGAUGCAUUGGCUGAAGAAAGUGCAAGAAUGUCUGCAAACCAAUUAGCCAUCACCACCACAAACACAAACCCAUUAGUCCAAUCUCUUUUCCUCUUCCCAAAUCAACAACAAAGUUUCCAAAACCCACAAAGCCACAUCACCUGGGACCCACCUCAACAAAACCCUAACCCUAGCAACCUUAAUAAUACUCUCCACCACAACAUCAAGCCUGAAUCUCCAAAUUUUCACACCAACCUCUCUUCUCCUCCUCCUCUCCCAUUUCUUCAUCACACAAACCCUAAGAGCAUAAUGACAUCAUCACCCUUCCACGUCAGCACACAACAACCUUCUUCCACUGCUGCCAUGUCACCACACCUCUCAGCAACUGCACUUCUCCAAAAAGCAGCAACCGUCGGUGCGGCCGCCAUCACAGGAAGCCAACCAACAAUGAGUCACCAUCAAACCUCUCAGCUCAGCAUUGGCCAGUUUGGAUCAGUGACUCAGCUAGACUCAGUUGAUCACUACAUUAACAACAUGAGAGGCUGUCUCACCGGAAAGAACGACGAUGGUCUCACUAGGGACUUUCUUGGCCUUACCAACGGUGGAGGAAAUGGUGGUGACUCCUUGGAUGUAAAGGAUAUGCUAACAUUCACGGGGGGUGUAGAAUACCACCAACACCAACCUCAUCAAAACAUGAUGAUGCUCAAGUCACAGUCACAACAAGCAGGUUUUGGUUUUCUUGGGACAACAACUGUUCCUGAGUCGUGGGGGAACUGUUAGACACCAAAAUUACCAUGGGUAUAUUUGGCCAUUCAAUUCAUCUUUAGCAUUGUUUCUCUUAUAUACCUUCUUGUCAUGGAUCAUGGAGUACUGUUUUUGUUUUUAUUUAGACAAAAAUGUCAUCAAGUACUUGUAUUUUAAAUUUUACCCCGUUUCAAUUU